AUGGCACGGCUCUGCAGUGUGGCCCUGGCGCUGGCAGUCGUGCGGGCAGUGGAAGACCCGAAGGUGCGCAUCUACGCCACUCCCCUGACUCGAGACCCGUUGAUAGUUGCCACACGUUUGGGCCGUGGACUCUGCGAAGGCAACUUUGAAGAGGUGGGCCUUGCAGCAGAAGCUGCAGCGAUCUCGGACUUGGGCAGCGACCUGGAAAACAAGAUGCAUGAGUCGCUCCGCAGCGCGGAGCAUUCGGCUCGACAGCGUGCGGAAUCCGAGCUGGGCAUCAGCCACGAGCAGCUUUCGGAGCGUUUUGUCAGUUUGCAGAAGGAGGCAGCCUCAGACGUGGCAAAGUCGCACGUAGAUUCUGCAAGGCAGGUGCUGGAGGAAAUGGAGGCAGCAGACGCCAAGCUUGCGAAAGUGGAAAGCCGAACUGCCAAGCUGCUGAAUGAUGCCUCCAGACACAUUGAGGACUCUGGGCGCGAUGCUGCGAGGAAUGCCCGAGACCAGGCCGACCGUCUAGCAAGGGAAGCCCGCCAUCAGACGGAUCACCUCGAUCGCGUCGCAAGGAAAUUCGACCUUCCGGAUAUGUCUGACAGGUUUGACCGCAUGGCGGAGACUGCAGCACGUCACGUUUCGGACGUCGCCGAGAAAGGCGCUCGCACGACAGAGGAUGCAGCGAGGAGCUUACCAAGGCAAUUUGAUGCGCAGGUGGCGAAGGCCAGGCUCCGGCGUCGGGAAGCCCUGCGCAGCGUCCGUGAACUCGUGGAGUCUGCAGGGGACAAGGCAGCUGUGGGCAUGGUGGCCGAGCCAGACAAUCUGGACACACGCAAGGACGUCCGCUUGUUGGUGGUGGGAGCUGCCUCAGCAGGAGCUGCUGCUGCAGUUCUAGUGGCGUUCGUUCUUCGCCAUGCCUUCCGGAGCGACGAAGACAUGGACAAAUACUUGCUUGUCGUUUGA
Symbiodinium natans is the source of this 951-nucleotide messenger RNA. The record is from the annotation of a GenBank genome assembly. NCBI's taxonomy places the organism in Eukaryota, Dinophyceae, Suessiales, Symbiodiniaceae.